Molecule: messenger RNA, 895 nt
Organism: Williopsis jadinii
Lineage: Eukaryota; Fungi; Ascomycota; Saccharomycetes; Phaffomycetales; Wickerhamomycetaceae
Gene: MPC1
Product: pyruvate transporter MPC1
Exons: 2
Coding region: 195-548 (117 amino acids)
Biological process (GO): pyruvate import into mitochondria
Cellular component (GO): mitochondrial inner membrane
Source: RefSeq, a predicted model, not a curated record
GUGGAGGGGCAUCGCUAAAAGAAGAAAACAGAGAGACGGAGAGCGCCAAAAAGUGAACUCAACGGUGUAAAACGGUGAAGAAAAAGCCGAAAUUUGUUGGUGUAUUUCUUGAUCCCAAUCAACCAUAAAAACUGGAAUACAGCUGCCUGUUUUACGUCCUUCGUCUUUGUCCCUGUGGGUUUAUCAUUCGCAUCAUGUCCCAACAAGUCAACCGUGCCGCAACACAGUCAAUCACCCAGAAGUUCCUGAACAAGGAGACGUUGAAAUAUGUGUUUACAACGCAUUUCUGGGGUCCCGUGUCCAACUUUGGUAUUCCAGUAGCUGCUAUCUAUGAUUUGAAGAAGGAUCAGAAGACCAUUAGUGGUCCAAUGACAGGUGCGCUUGUUGUCUAUUCUGCAGUGUUUAUGAGAUACGCCCUAGCAGUGACUCCGCAGAACUACCUACUCUUUGGCUGUCAUGUGAUCAACGAAGUAGCACAGUUGGGCCAAGGCUACAGAUGGUUGGACUAUUGGUACUUUGGUGGAAAGGAGAAAGCCGAAGCUAAGUGAUCCUUUGAUAGGAUUAGUUUAUGUCCAUCUACAUAUACACACGUUUUAUCUCUGCAAUAGCCGAUUGUGGAUUCUCUUUCCAGCACUAGUCGAAUAUACCCUUUGCCUUUGAAGAGUUCUGAGUCAGGCCUAGGUUUGUAGCUGGGUCUCUUUCAACUUGAGUUGGGCCAAGACCAGUUCCUUGAGACUCAUUGGAAGUGGACUCAUCAGCGAGUUCCAGUUUCCGUCUUUUUAUAGAUUCCAGAUAUUGUAGCUUUGCCUCCUGGAUGACUUGACUUCUCGUAUUCACCAACGACUUCAACGUCAAAGCAUCUGCGUUUGGAUCACCCCAAGUGACCCUCGGGCCU